Messenger RNA from Sorex araneus (European shrew), 5731 nucleotides. RefSeq names its product RNA polymerase III subunit A (gene POLR3A). NCBI's taxonomy places the organism in Eukaryota, Metazoa, Chordata, Mammalia, Eulipotyphla, Soricidae. The transcript is spliced from 31 exons. The coding region runs from base 197 to 4369 and encodes 1390 amino acids. Gene Ontology annotation, molecular function: DNA-directed RNA polymerase activity; DNA binding. Gene Ontology annotation, biological process: DNA-templated transcription. The record is from RefSeq and is a predicted model, not a curated record.
GGUGCAAUUUCCGAGUGGCCGCCAGAUGGCGGUGCAGGAGGGAGGCCGGCCCUUGCCCCUCUUGACAGAGACGCGCCAGCGAUAGCGGAAGCGGAAGCCGGCGCGCUACGGUGGCCGGGAGCCGUCGCGGUGUUCGCGGCGCGCGGGUGUCGCUGGGGGUCCCGGAGUAGCCCGGAGGGGCUCUGUGCCCGGCACCAUGGUGAAGGAGCAGUUCCGGGAGACGGAUGUGGCCAAGAAAAUAAGCCACAUCUGCUUUGGGAUGAAGUCGCCCGAGGAGAUGCGGCAGCAGGCCCACAUCCAGGUCGUGAGCAAGAACCUAUACAGCCAGGACAACCACCACGCGCCCCUGCUCUACGGCGUCCUGGACCACAGGAUGGGUACCAGUGAGAAGGACCAGCCUUGUGAAACGUGUGGCAAGAACCUGGCCGACUGCCUGGGCCACUACGGCUAUAUUGACCUGGAGCUCCCGUGUUUCCACGUGGGCUACUUCAGGGCGGUCAUCGGGGUCUUACAGAUGAUAUGUAAGACUUGCUGCCACAUCAUGCUGUCGCAGGAGGAGAGGAAGCAGUUCCUGGAUCACCUGAAGCGGCCCGGCCUCACCUACCUCCAGAAACGGGGGCUGAAGAAGAAAAUCUCCGACAAGUGCCGGAAGAAAACCAUCUGCCACCACUGCGGCGCCUUCAACGGUACUGUGAAAAAAUGUGGAUUGCUGAAGAUAAUUCACGAGAAAUACAAGAGCAACAAAAAAGUGGUGGACCCUAUUGUUUCCAGUUUCCUACAGUCCUUUGAAACAGCCAUCGAGCAUAACAAAGAGGUCGAGCCUCUGCUCGGGAGGGCACAGGAAAACCUGAACCCCUUAGUCGUGCUGAAUUUAUUCAAGCGCAUCCCGGCCGAGGACGUCCCUCUGCUGCUCAUGAACCCCGACGCGGGGAAGCCGUCCGACCUGAUCCUCACCCGGCUCCUCGUGCCCCCUCUGUGCAUCCGACCCUCUGUCGUGAGUGACCUGAAGUCAGGCACCAACGAAGACGACCUGACAAUGAAGCUCACGGAGAUCAUCUUCCUCAACGACGUCAUCAAGAAGCACCGGAUUUCGGGGGCAAAGACGCAGAUGAUCAUGGAAGACUGGGACUUCCUGCAGCUGCAGUGCGCACUCUACAUCAACAGCGAGCUCUCUGGCAUCCCCCUCAACAUGGCACCCAAGAAGUGGACCCGGGGCUUCGUGCAGCGCCUGAAGGGGAAGCAGGGGCGAUUUCGAGGCAACCUGUCGGGCAAGAGAGUGGACUUUUCUGGCAGAACCGUCAUCUCCCCUGACCCCAACCUGCGGAUUGAUGAGGUGGCAGUGCCUGUUCAUGUGGCCAAAAUUCUGACUUUUCCUGAGAAGGUCAACAAAGCAAACAUCCACUUCCUGAGGAAACUGGUCCGCAACGGCCCCGAAGUCCACCCUGGAGCCAAUUUCAUCCAGCAGAGACACACGCAGAUGAAAAGGUUUCUGAAGUAUGGGAAUAGGGAAAAGAUGGCUCAGGAGCUCAAGUUUGGAGACAUCGUGGAGAGGCACCUCAUCGAUGGGGACGUGGUGCUGUUCAAUCGUCAGCCGUCGCUGCACAAACUGAGCAUCAUGGCGCACCUGGCCAGAGUCAAGCCCCACCGGACCUUCAGAUUUAACGAGUGCGUCUGCACCCCCUAUAAUGCAGACUUCGAUGGCGACGAGAUGAACCUUCACCUUCCCCAGACAGAAGAAGCCAAAGCAGAGGCCCUUGUCCUGAUGGGGACAAAAGCAAACCUUGUCACCCCAAGGAAUGGAGAGCCGCUGAUCGCUGCGAUUCAGGAUUUCCUGACAGGUGCCUAUCUCCUCACUCUGAAGGACACUUUCUUUGACCGAGCCAAGGCUUGUCAAAUCAUUGCUUCAAUAUUGGUUGGCAAGGAUGAGAAAAUCAAAGUCCGCCUCCCACCUCCAACGAUACUAAAGCCUGUCACCCUGUGGACGGGAAAGCAGAUCUUCAGUGUCAUCCUCAGACCCAGUGAUGACAACCCGGUGAGGGCCAACCUCCGGACCAAGGGCAAGCAGUACAGCGGCAAAGGAGAGGACCUCUGCGUCAAUGACUCUUACGUGACCAUCCAGAACAGCGAGCUGAUGAGCGGCAGCAUGGACAAGGGGACUCUGGGUUCUGGCUCCAAGAACAAUAUCUUCUACAUCUUGCUUCGAGACUGGGGCCAGAACGAAGCUGCAGACGCCAUGUCCCGGCUGGCCCGGCUGGCACCCGUGUACCUCUCUAACCGUGGAUUCUCCAUCGGGAUCGGCGACGUCACCCCUGGCCAAGGGCUGCUGAAGGCCAAGUACGAGCUGCUGAAUGCUGGCUACAAGAAAUGCGACGAGUACAUCGAAGCCCUCAACACCGGCAAGCUCCAGCAGCAGCCCGGCUGCACGGCUGAGGAGACCCUGGAGGCUUUGAUCCUGAAGGAGCUGUCUGUGAUCCGUGACCACGCGGGCAGCGCCUGCCUCCGGGAGCUGGACAAGAGCAACAGCCCGCUCACCAUGGCGCUCUGCGGCUCCAAAGGUUCCUUCAUUAACAUCUCCCAGAUGAUCGCCUGUGUGGGGCAGCAGGCCAUCAGUGGCUCCCGCGUGCCAGACGGCUUCGAGAACAGGUCCCUCCCUCACUUUGAGAAGCACUCCAAGCUCCCAGCUGCCAAAGGCUUUGUGGCUAAUAGCUUUUAUUCCGGUUUGACACCAACUGAGUUUUUCUUCCACACAAUGGCUGGUCGGGAAGGUCUAGUGGACACAGCUGUCAAGACUGCCGAAACAGGCUACAUGCAGAGGAGGCUGGUCAAGUCCCUGGAGGAUCUCUGCUCACAGUAUGACCUGACAGUUCGCAGCUCCACAGGGGACAUCAUCCAGUUCAUCUACGGAGGGGAUGGCUUAGACCCGGCAGCCAUGGAGGGGAAGGACGAGCCCCUGGAGUUCAGAAGGGUUCUGGACAACAUUCGAGCAGUCUUUCCAUGCCGGAGCGAGCCCGCACUCAGUAAGAACGAGCUGACACUCACCACCGAGUCCAUCAUGAGCAAGAGCGACUUCCUGUGCUGCCAGGAGAGCUUCCUGCAGGAGAUUAAGAAUUUCAUUAAGGGGGUCUCUGAGAAGAUCAAGAAGACCAGAGACAAGUAUGGCAUCAAUGACAGCGGCACAACUGAGCCCCGAGUGCUGUACCAGUUGGACCGGAUCACCCCCACCCAAAUAGAGAAGUUUCUGGAGACCUGCAGAGACAAGUACAUGAGGGCCCAGAUGGAGCCGGGUUCUGCAGUGGGGGCCCUCUGCGCCCAGAGCAUCGGUGAGCCGGGCACGCAGAUGACCCUGAAGACCUUCCACUUCGCAGGCGUGGCCUCCAUGAACAUCACGCUGGGGGUGCCCCGCAUCAAGGAGAUCAUCAACGCUUCCAAAGCCAUCAGCACACCCAUCAUCACUGCCCAGCUGGACAAGGACGACGACGCCGACUACGCGCGCCUGGUGAAGGGGAGAAUCGAGAAGACCCUCCUCGGGGAGAUUUCAGAGUACAUUGAAGAAGUGUUUCUUCCUGACGACUGCUUCAUCCUUGUCAAGCUCUCCCUGGAGCGGAUCAGACUGCUGAGGCUGGAGGUGAACGCCGAGACGGUGCGCUACUCCAUUUGCAUGUCCAAGCUGCGGGUGAAGCCGGGCGACGUGGCCGUCCAUGGGGAGGCCGUGGUGUGCGUGACCCCCAGGGAGAACAGCAAGAGCUCCAUGUACUACGUGCUGCAGUUCCUGAAGGAAGAUCUCCCCAAGGUGGUGGUGCAGGGGAUCCCCGAGGUGUCCCGGGCCGUCAUCCACAUCGAUGAGCAGAGCGGGAAGGAGAAGUACAAGCUCCUGGUGGAGGGCGACAACCUGCGGGCCGUCAUGGCCACCCACGGCGUGAAGGGCACCCGCACCACCUCCAACAACACCUACGAGGUGGAGAAGACCCUGGGCAUCGAGGCCGCCCGCACCACCAUCAUCAACGAGAUCCAGUACACAAUGGUCAACCACGGCAUGAGCAUCGACAGGAGGCACGUGAUGCUGCUCUCGGACCUGAUGACCUACAAGGGUGAAGUCCUGGGCAUCACACGCUUCGGCCUGGCCAAGAUGAAGGAGAGUGUGCUGAUGCUGGCGUCCUUCGAGAAGACUGCCGACCACCUCUUCGAUGCUGCCUACUUUGGGCAGAAGGACUCCGUGUGCGGGGUGUCCGAGUGCAUCAUCAUGGGGAUCCCCAUGAACAUCGGAACCGGGCUCUUCAAGCUGCUGCACAAGGCCAACAGGGACCCGAAUCCCCCACGGAGGCCCCUCAUCUUCGACACAAACGAAUUCCACAUCCCCCUGGUCACGUAGUCCAGGAGGACACGAUCCCUGCCUCGGCUCCUUCCCCACCUGGAACGGGCCCCAGGCCAGCUGUUGGGAUUGGGGGCCUUGUGUCCAGCAUGCUGGGGAGAACCGGGGGCACAUCUGGUUCUGGCUCUGCACUUGCUGCCGCCCUCCCUGACUUGGCAGAGGCCUGGCCACCUUUUGCCCUUUGCGCGGUGCGGCUGGCUGAGCUGGGCCGCCCUGCAGUCUCGUCUGCAGAAGCACCCCCACCCAUGACCUCCUCACAGCCGUCGCCGGUGGGGACCUUCCUGCAGGGCACUUGCAGGGCGUCUCCACACACACUAACCCCCAGGCUGGCUGUGGCCGUGUCCAGAUUCCCCAGGCUAACCAGGGCCUGGAGCAUGGCAGGGUGGGCCCGAGGGGACGGAGACCCUGCGAGUGGCCAGGUCCUGUGUGACAGCACCGCCAGUGGCGCUGCGUCGGGGCAGACGCGGCCCUGGGAGCUCUCCCCGGCAGUGGCUUGGGUGAAUAAGAGAAAUGCCGUGGGCAGGUGUGGGGGAGGCUCUGGCCCCGCGCUCGGGCUGUGGUGCCAGGUAUCGAACCUAGGUGGGCCACGUGUAAGACAAGCGUGUGCCAGCCCAUUUUGUUGGGUUUUUAAUUUUGUCUUGAUGUUGGGAGACAGUGAAUGUGGCUGUUUCUCAGGUUACACUGACAUUCUUUGAACUUCCUUGCCGUGUCCCGGUUCUGAGUUCAUGCUGCUAAGGUGCUCAGUGUAGCUGUUUGUUCUUGGGUGGGGGCGGCGGGUGGUAUUGUUGGGCAACCUUGUCCCCAGGCAGCCGAUCCCUGCAUCUCUGCGAGCCCCAAGCUGCUCCCCAUCCCGACGGGACCCCGAGUAAGCCCAGUGCCUGCCUGGCCACUGAGGCCAGUGCUCGGGUCGAGAACGUCUUCAGUUCAUCCAGGAGCAGCCAGAGAUUGUGCGGGGGGGCGGGUAAGGCACUUGCCUGGCAUAGGGCCAAGCCACGUUCAGUCCCUGUCACCACAUGGUCCCACCAGGGCGACCUGAAAACAAGAUUGUCAUCUGGUUGUGUGGCCUCCCUGCAGCCAUGUUGGUGCACGGUGACGGAGCCACUGCUCCACGCUUAGCCUGCCGCCUUCACUUUCUCACUGCCCAGCCUGGUUGGGGACAGGCUGGGGUCCAGUGACAUCCUUCGGCAGUGUUGCCACUGGACAGCACCACAGUGCCCUUGGAGCUGUGCCCGUGGCCAGAGUUCACCCCCUGCUGCAGCCAGUGCAUUGGACACCAGGCCCGUGGGGCGCCCGCCCAGAGUGGGCCCAGGAGGGACGGGACGUGGCUCUUGCCUGUGGGGAAGAAAUAAAACUUGAAAGUCC